CCUGCUGCUCAUUCACAGCCUCUGCCUCUGCUGGAGCAACACCACCGCUGAAACAUGAGUGGACGAGUCGGAGACUUGAGCCCAAAGCAGGCUGGAUGCUUAACUGAGUUUCGGGAGAGGAUUCAGGACAUCCUCCCAAGCCUGCCUGCACAACACGACCACUACCUCCUUCGCUGGCUCAGAGCUCGUAGCUUCAACAUUCAGAAAGCUGAGUUCAUGAUCAGAAAGCAUGUGGAAUUCAGGAAACAGAUGAAAGUGGAUACCAUCAUAUCUGACUGGAAACCUCCUGAGGUGAUUGAGAAGUACGUUUCUGGAGGGAUGUGCGGCUACGACCGUGAAGGGAGUCCCAUCUGGUACGACGUGAUUGGCCCUCUGGAUCCUAAAGGGCUGCUGAUGUCAGCAACCAAACAGGAUUACCUGAAGACGAAGAUCAGACACACGGAGAUGCUGCGGUGGGAAUGUCAGAGGCAGUCAGAGAAGCUGGGGAAGAACAUUGAAGCCAUCACCCUGAUCUAUGACUGCGAAGGACUCGGACUCAAGCACAUUUGGAAACCUGCCAUUGAGAUUUAUGGAGAGGUCCUCACCAUGUUUGAAGAAAACUACCCUGAGGGGCUGAAGAGGUUGUUUCUCAUCAAAGCUCCAAAGAUGUUCCCAAUGGCCUAUAACCUCAUCAAACACUUUCUGUGUGAGGAAACACGACGCAAGAUUAUCAUUUUAGGAAGUAACUGGCAGGAAGUGCUGCGUAAACACAUUGACCCGGACCAGCUUCCUGUGGUAUACGGAGGAACCCUGACUGACCCAGAUGGGGACCCCAGCUGCAGAACCAAGAUAAACUACGGCGGCACAGUUCCGAAGUCGUACUACGUGCAGGACUCCCUUAAGGUUCAGUACGACAACAGCGUGACCAUCAGCCGCGGCUCUAGCUUGCAGCUGGAGUAUGACGUCGCUGCAGCCAGCAGCCUCCUCAGGUGGCAGUUUGCCAGUGAUGGGGCAGAUAUCGGCUUCGGGGUCUACAAGCGCACCAAGCAGGGCGGCAGUCAGAAGGUGGCAGAGAUGCUGCAGGUUCUUCCCAGCGACCGUUACAACGCUCACCUGGUUCCUGAAGACAGCUGCCUCACCUGCUCUGAGCCAGGAGUCUAUGUGUUGUGUUUCGACAACAGCUACAGCAUCCUUCAGUCGAAGAAGGUGAGCUACACAGUUGAGGUUGUUCCUAUGGUGGACGAGCAGAUUCAGAGCCCAUGCAGCAGAGGAGACGGGAGGCUGCAGUGAGGACGUCCACGCCUGAAGCACAACAUCACACAUCACUCACAGUGAAAGCCAUGAUGGUGCAUCGUCCAUUUAGCAGAGGAAGCUGCGCUUUAUGAAGAAAAUAAGAACAGAAACCUGUUACAUGACGGUUGCUGCAUCAUGCUUAAAUAAACGGACAGACAGCAGCAUCCAAUGAUCACAGCUCGAACCAUCGGAAGCACAACCUUUCUGCUGCUUCCUUUCUCACAAGAUUUCAUUAAAAUGAUCUCUUUUGAUCAGUCAGCUGACAGGUUUAAAGCACUGCUUCCUCGUUAUUCUAGUUUACUCUGUCUUUUAAGACUAACAUUACCAUGAUGACAGGAUCUCUGGAUCAUCGCUGUGCAUGGAGGGGGAGCUCAGCAUACCCGGCUGCAAUAAAUAAUUAUUUUUAUUCAUUUUUCUGAUUAUCUUCUCAUUAGUUUGGUUUAUGAGGUUUGUACUCAUAGAAACUAUUUCACUGUUUGCUUUGUCCAAACAAAUGUAAAGAAACCAAAGUUAUAAAAGAAAGGAAAGCAAAUUCAUACUUUUAAAACUUUUAUUUUUUACCUAAAAAUCACAUAAAGGAUUAUAAAAUCCUUUUUUU
This is a messenger RNA of Melanotaenia boesemani (Boeseman's rainbowfish), 1870 nucleotides long. RefSeq names its product SEC14-like lipid binding 7 (gene sec14l7). Bases 55 to 1269 code for a protein of 404 amino acids. Gene Ontology annotation, cellular component: cytoplasm. The transcript has 12 exons. The record is from RefSeq and is a predicted model, not a curated record. NCBI's taxonomy places the organism in Eukaryota, Metazoa, Chordata, Actinopteri, Atheriniformes, Melanotaeniidae.